Messenger RNA from Fusarium sp. VM40, 1071 nucleotides. NCBI's taxonomy places the organism in Eukaryota, Fungi, Ascomycota, Sordariomycetes, Hypocreales, Nectriaceae. The record is from the annotation of a GenBank genome assembly.
AUGGCUGAGGACGCAACAUCUCAGAAAAUCCCCAUCGCAGCCUCAGAGGCAGAGCGUUUCAUCAAAGACGUCCUCCAAGACAAUGGUAUCCCCGCUGAGAAUGCUUCCAUCAUCGCCCGUUGCCUCGUCGCUGCCGAUCUACGAGGCGUAGACACCCACGGUAUGAACCGUAUUCCCUCUUACAUGGAGCGUAUCCGUCAAGGCGUUCUCAGCGCCACCGCUCAACCCAUCUUGACACAAGUCACUCCCGCCGUUGCCCAAGUUGACGGUCAGAACGGCUUCGGCUUCGUCUCUGCUCAUAAAGGCAUGGCUGCUGCUAUUGAGUCGGCGCGAAUUUUCGGCAUUGGAAUGGCGAGCAUUAAGCACUCUAACCAUUUCGGCAUGAGUGCUUGGAUUGUGCAGCAGGCUCUGGAUGCUGAUAUGAUGAGUCUGGUCUUUACAAACUCCAGUCCAGCACUUCCUGCUUUUGGUGGAAAGAGCAAACUUAUGGGUGUUUCGCCCAUCGCAUGUGGCGCACCUGGCAAAGGUCCCAUGGAGAAUUUCAUCUUAGAUAUGGCGCCCUCUGUGGCAGCGCGAGGAAAGAUUUACAAGGCCAAGAGACGAGGAGAAAAGAUUCCGUUGGAUUGGGCCCUUGACGCUGAGGGUCGACCAACGGAUGACCCUGAAGCUGCCUUGGGCGGAGUCAUGUUACCAAUGGGCGGUCCAAAGGGCUCUGCGCUGUCUAUCAUGAUGGAUGUAUUCUCAGGAGUUCUGUCGGGCUCUGCAUUCGCCGGACACGUCACUGGUCCCUACGAUCCUUCCAAGCCUGCAGACGUCGGCCAUUUCUUGGUGGCCAUCAAGCCUGACCUCUUUAUGAGCCUGGAUGAGUUCCGCGAGAGGAUGCAGUACCUCUAUGAACGUGUUGUGGGAUCAGAUAAAGCUGCUGGGGUCGACAGGAUUUAUUUCCCUGGCGAAAUUGAGCAGUUGAAUCAGAAAGAGAGGGAGAAGAAUGGGAUACCACUUGUUCAGGCGGAGAUUGAUGCUCUGAAUGCUGAGGCAGAGAAGGUUGGUGCACAGCCACUUAGGAUCUAA